UGUUGUUUCCCUGUAUUUCGUUUGGCUUGUUUGGCUCUUUGUGUUCCGUGUUAUUUAUGAUCUUAUGUAAGGCUAAUGCCGUUUCUGUUGUACUGUGUGUUCAUCUAUAGUUUUCACGGUGAAGUUGGAGUAAAAGUCUGCAAUAAAACCCGUCAAAGGAACCACUGGUGUCUGCCGACUGCUUUUAGACUAGAGGGAUUUAUACAAUAUAUUUGACAUAGCAAACAAUUUCACAUUAUAUCUUAAAAAUAAAACACAAUUAGCUGUAUUAGUCAAGGAAAGAACACUUUCAGACUUGGAAUUUGUGUUUAUAUACGUGAACCACCAAAUGUCAGAGCUUUAACGGCCAAUCACACAAAUCACACGCAUGUCAUGGGACCAGAGCCCGUCUACGAAUAUUAGACAUUCUCUGAUGGGACCCAAAAUGAAUUGGAUUUUUACUUCCGGAACCACACUGCGGCGCUCUGCUGCCCUCUAGCGACGUCAUGGUGAAGUAGGAACCGACUGUCAGUGUUGCCAGAUUUCCCGCCCAAUCUGGCAACACUGCCGAUUAUGUACGACGCAAGGUUACCAUGACAAUACCAAACACAAAACGACUUCCAGAGGGAGAAACUACCUUGAAAUGUGUCUUAACUAAGCUUGAGUACGUUUUCUUUCAAUUGCAAUAUGGCAAAUGUCAGAAGUUACUGCCUCAACGUCCGAGUCGGAAACUGGAACGAAGAUAUGUACUUAGCGGAGGCUGAGCUGAAAGAUUUUGUUGAGAGAAAAGAGAGGGGCCAGCUCGCUGUCCAGAAGAGCAGCUUCCUGAACGACAGCCUUCUUCAACAGGUGGACCUCACUGUGUCCACAGAUGGAGGGUUACACAUCGGCGACACUGUGAUGCUGGUGAAUAUGGGCGGCUCCAGCAGGGGGUGCACUGCUGUUAGCAUCAAUGCAGACACUAGCAGCUUGACAAACCCCCCUGGCCCAGUCAUCCAAGCCCCAUGUGGCGUCAGCGCUGGUCAAAGUGUACAGCCCUGCACCCGCACUGCCUUUAGCAUCACAAGUAUAGAUGGCGCUUCUUCUGGAACACCUCUGUAUUAUGGGCAAAGUUUUGCUCUGAGAACAACAAGCGGUUUUGCUGGUGCUCUGUGUUUGACCAGUGAUCUGCAGACCUUUCAAAGGUGUGCAAAGAAGUCCCGCCUGCAGGAAGUGAGUUUGAAUAUGGAUAGUUCCUUCCUGUCAUGGUGGAAGAUUGUGCACUUUGACCCCCAGGAGAGGCUUGAGUAUGAGGGUCUGCCCGCCCCUGCAAAUGUUAAAGUGUUGAUCGUACACUGCAAGACAAACCAGGCUCUAGCCGUUCUGGGUGACCAAGUCCUUUGGACUGCAUUUGGCCGUGAGUAUGAAGUCACAGCCCAUACCUUCCUGGAUUCGCACAAGGCUGAGAAUGACAACAACCACUGGCUAAUAGCCACCUCUGACCCUGGAGGGGCGGGGCUUCUAAUUGUGGGACACCAAAAAGACAGAACAGCCGACGCAACAGAACCGCACAGUCCGACCCAAAAUGAGUGACCAUGCCAUGUAAAAUGGUAACAAAAUGCAAACUUUAUGUUUCUUUAAAACAGGGGCCGCACCGGAGUUAUGAAACCAAAAUAAAACAUCUUUAAA
This is a messenger RNA of Gadus chalcogrammus (walleye pollock), 1647 nucleotides long. RefSeq names its product cilia- and flagella-associated protein 161-like. The transcript has 8 exons. The coding region runs from base 667 to 1551 and encodes 294 amino acids. NCBI's taxonomy places the organism in Eukaryota, Metazoa, Chordata, Actinopteri, Gadiformes, Gadidae. Gene Ontology annotation, cellular component: motile cilium. Gene Ontology annotation, biological process: cilium assembly. The record is from RefSeq and is a predicted model, not a curated record.